This is a messenger RNA of Paramuricea clavata, 20739 nucleotides long. The record is from the annotation of a GenBank genome assembly. Lineage: Eukaryota; Metazoa; Cnidaria; Anthozoa; Malacalcyonacea; Plexauridae.
GAUAUCCUGAUCAUUUAUUGGAUACAAGGGGUCCUUGCGAGUUCUAUUUUUCCAAAAUAAAAUUAUUGAAAAAUUCUAAAAUUUCUUUCCAAAUUUCUUGAAGAUUUGUGCCUGUAAGUCUCUCAAGAUAUGGUGGAUUAUAGCAAGUGGGAUCACAUUGAGGUAUUAGUUUUUAAAUAUGUUCUAUAAAGGAUGACAGAAAGUUGAGAAUUUUUUAGUUUUUCAAGGCACAUAGCCGCACAUUUUGACGCAUGCAUGUAGUGAUGUAGAUUGGGUUUUACUGCCGCAAUGGUGGUGAACCAGUAGUUAUCAGAGAGAAAAUAAUAUUCCUCAUAUGUAAUAAUCUCGUAUUUGGGCAAAUGAAUACACUUCAGAGAUGUAGAUUAAAUGUUUCUGCUCCUAUAACCUUAAUGGCCACUGACCACCAGAUGUCCAGAUCUGCUGUGAAAUUGGCUGUGACAUCAUUUGUCAAUAGAAGUGCAAUUUACAAACAAAAAUACACAUAGUUUACGCAAAGACUGCAAGCAAAGACAAAUUACAGAAGCAUGCAAUGCUAUAGGAAGCUCUUUUUUAUUGGGGGCUGGGGAUGAGGGCCGGAGGCCCGAGGAAAUUUUUAAAUUUAGAUUCUCUGAAAUGCCAUUUCCUGGACUUUGGGGAAGUUUUGACAGAAUUCUGAUGGUCAGAAAACAGAGUUUUAGUGCGAUAUUUGUGAUGUUACUCUGACUAUACAUCCACAGCGAGCAAGCUGAAAAGUUUGCUUGGCCACGAAUCGAACCCGCGACCUUUGGGAUACUAGUCCAAUGCUCUGCCAACUGAGCUACGAGGUCAAGUCGGUUCGAGUUGUUAAUAGAGUUUUAGUAUGUCGAAAUUUACAACUUGCUUACAAUUUAGUAGAACUAAAUGGGCGAAGGCGUAUUUAAUAAUUAACUAUAUAUUGAAGGAAAGAGUAUGGGUAAUAUGAUUUUUUGCGGUUUGUCAUGGAUAAUGUAGCCGCUUAAAAUUAAUCAAUAGACCUUUCCCCUUAUGAGUGAAAUUUUGAUCUAGACAAGCCAGGCUGGACAAAAAUUUCAUCACAGCUUGAAAAAGCAUCACAAAGUUAGUACUAUUCCGAAGUUUCGUUACAAAAUGUUUUAAAAUGCGGAUUAUCAUAACAUAGCCUUUCAAAAUUUGCCGUUUUUCAGUCGGAAAGUGUAAUGCAUCAAUUUCCCGCGGCAAACUUUGCAAGGCUAUAUUAUCCGCAUUUUACAACAUUCAAUGAAACUUCGGAAUAUUCGACUAAUUUUGUGAUGCUCUUUCAAGCUGUGGUGAAAUUUUUGUCCAGGCUUGUGUAGAUCAGAAUUUCACCCAAAACGGGAAAGGUCUAUUGUAGAGGUGUGCAAAUCCGAUCCGAAACCGAUCAGAUUUGUUCGGAUUUCGGAACCAAAAUAUAAUAAAUUUCGGAUCGGAUUGAUAAAGUUGUUUUGUAGUCGGAUCGGAUCGGACUUUGAUAUUAAUUAUCCAUGCAUUAUCGCAAGAAUUAAUUAUCCAUGCAUUUAUCUUUUGUCAGAUUCUCGAUAUGUAUUUCUUGCUUUUUCCCCCAGUCCCUCCCCCCGACUGCUACGGCCCUGAGAAGUAACAAACCGAAAAACAUUUACCGAUUUACGAUUUGUUUUAUGUUAUCCAUGUAAAUGCCGUGAUUUCGUAAAUCAGUUUAUACUAAUUAUGGUUUAUACUGACAAUACCAUUUUAUAAUAUUUUCUCUGUUCAAACAACUACAAUUUUGUUAUACUAUUAUUGCCGUAAUUUUCCGAAUGGCCAACCCGAUUUUCCGAAUAUGUUAAUUCUACCAAAGUUGGGGGGGGGGGUUAACCACCCCCCCAAUACCCCCCUCACUACGGCCCUGAAUGUGGAUAAUAUAGCCUUACGAAGUUUGCCGUUUUUCAGUCAUUUUGCAUUACAGAUGGGAAAUUGAUAAUCAGUUUGAUCACGGGAAGACCGUUGGAAUGUUAUUAAUAUUUCGUAUCUUUUGAACUUUCUUGAAUUGAACCUCUAGUCUGUAUUCAUUUACAAGCAUAGUGCACCAGAAGAGUGUUGAAAAUUCAGUAUAAUAUAUAUCUAAUCAUAUUUUACAACUGUAGCACUGAGUUCAAAAUGUAAACAAAGCGUUUGUUUACAUUACGGACUUUACAUGGUCUCUAAUAUCUUAAUACGUAUUUUAAAUAAAACCCGGUUCACUCGGUUUUUUUGAAUUUUUUUGGUCGGUUUUCGUUUUUUUGUAGAAACCGCCCCACGCUAGUCAUAAUCAAGUGAAAAGUAUAUUCACUAGUUUUGAGCGUGUGUUACGUAACAUACAAAAGAUUCUCCUCUUAAUAAAACCUGCUAACUGAAAAUGUUUUUGCUGCAGGUUAGCGAUGACGAGGAUGAGACGCAUCCAAAUAUUGAUACGCCAAGUUUGUUUCGCUGGCGACAUCAAGCGAGAGUUGAGAAAAUGGAUGAAUUGAAGAAGGAGAGAGAUACAGUCGACAGUGAAGUUAAAACGUAAGCCAGUGAUGCAAAUAUGGUAAAAUUGUACUCAGGAGCGGAUCUACCAUGGGCGUGCAGGGGAGUCGCACCCCACCUACAGCGCUGUCUAGCACCCCCUCGAGAAAUCCAGCACCACCCUAAAAAUAUCUGCUUGAACAUGCAUUUUCUGAUUUUCGAAUAAGACUAGCGGAACUUCCACUGUUAGUGCGUGUCGAUUUCUUGGAAAUGAUUUAAUUGAUUUGUGAGAUCACAAAAAAAUAUCAGAAUACUUUAGUUAAAUAUCAUAUAAACAUGUCAAGGUUGUUCUACAGCCAUAUUUUCAAAUAUACUGUACUUAAACAUGCAAAUUUACUGUACUGUGCUACAGCAACUGACCAGUCACGCAUACAUGAUAAAAAGCCAAUGUAAACUUUAUAAACAAAAGAUAAUGUAAAAUUUAACAGAACGGCGAACAUGCAGAUUCGGCCAUCUCAAAUAAUGGUAAUGUUGCGAUAGUAGCUUUGCAGACUGCAGAGGAGAGUGGGCAGUAAGGCUCCCUCAUGCACCACCCCAUGGAAAACCUGCACCCCUCCUUGCAGAUGAGGCUAGAUCCACCCCCGUAUGGCAUACCUCAUAAUUUUACUGAUCAAGAAGAAGAAGUUACAUUACCGGUAAUCAUUUUACAUUAAUCAGCGGUAUACCAUUUGUGUUUGUGUAUAUGUAGAUAUGCGAGCAAGCUCCAUGAAAUUGAAGAGAAAUUAAAGGCAGCUGAGUUGAAUGACAAACCAAAAGAUGUUGAAAAAUACAAGAAAGAACUCGCAGAAAUUCAUAAGCAGGUACAGAUAAAAAUUGUAAUUAACCCAUUCAUCGCCAGUGCUCUCCCCUUGCCGAGUAAAAUUGUCUGGCGUUAGACAGAGUAAUAUAAUAAAGUAGGGCACAUUGAAGCACGAUGCAACUUAGAAAUCAAAAUGUUUUUGUAAUUGUAUUUAUUUUGUCUCCUCUGCAUUUUCUAGGAAGAUCAUUUCAAAAAGAAGGAAAUGGAACUUGCUAAGAAAGAAAAAGUAAAUAAAAUAAUUUUCUUUCUUAAGGUGGAGUUACACGAGCAACAAAAUUGCUGCAACUUGCAACAAAAUCUGAUUUCAACGCAUGUUAAGUAGAAAUGUCGACACAUGCAGGGUUCGAAAUAACGGUUCGUGCUUCGUGAAUCACGAAUCAAUUUUCAUUUUUCGCGAACCCAAUUUCAUAGAAAUUGAUCAAAAUCACGAAUCAAAAGUUUCUCAAAUUGAUAAAAAUAUACAAUAAUAAAUUUGUAAAUGUGAUGAAGAAUCAUAUAUUCUGAAGAUAUUGUUGUUAGAUUGUACUUAAAAACGAGUAUAAUUCCACCCAAAAUUCUAUUUCUUUGCGAGUUUGCGAUGUAUAUUAUAUUUUUGAUUAGAGAAUUAGAGAAAAUUCCUUGAAAAUUCUUUAAUAUUUCCUUAAAAUAAAAAAAUUAAUUCACGAACCAUUUUUUCAGAAUUAAUUCGAACCCUGACAUGUUGCCUCGUGAUUUGUAAUUUAUGUGUAUAAACAUUUUCAAUUAACAUGCGUAGAAAUCAGAUUUUGUUGCAAGUUGCAGCAAUUUUGUUGCUCGUGUAACUCCAGCUUAAGUAUAAAUUAUUUUUAAUUCUAUAGGAUUCAAAAGUUUGUAGUCAUAGCCUGAAGAUUUUGAGAUUAAACUGCCCGAAACAUUGCGAAAAUAUUAAAAUAUUGAAAAAAAAGAUCUUCCGUAUAUAAAUCCUAUAGAAUUAGAAAUUAAUAAUAAUGUAUCAAUAAAGUAAUCUACAGUAUGUAGUAAUGUACAUGAAAAAAAACUUCAUUCUUAUAAGAGGAGUGCAAUUUUAUUGAAAUACAGUGCAAAAAAAUGAAUUCAGACUUUUUCGGUAUAGACGGCCACGGUCGGCCUUAGAAUUUUUUCCCUUAAUACACAGCAACUAACAAGCAUUGUGAUAUUUGUUUAAUCCCACAAAAGUUGUCGGGUGUCAAAGUUGUUGAAACGAUACUAAAUUUUGAGUAUAUGACAAGCACUGUGUGUUUUGACACAAAAAUAGGUUCCUUUUUGGACGGCCCUUUUUAAAAGCCUGUUACAGUAUAAAGUUUAUUUUUGACUUAAGUUUGUAAUGGGUCGUUCCAGAAAACAUCUACACUCCCUCCACGGAGGAAAUUUUUGCCAUCGAGAGAUUUUGUUUCAAAAAUAGUAAGUGUAUUAGGUACGGAUGUUUUCUGGAAUGACACAAUCUCCUUGUUUGUAGUUACAGCCAUGGAAUGUUGAUACCCUGAGUAAAGAUGGUUUUAGUAAAACUGUAAGUAUGACAGAAUAUAUUUUUAGUCUGGUAUUUUACUACAAAACAAACGUCUGUAUAUGUGCCUGACCUGCCAAUGAUCAGCUGGCCAUCCUGACUUUUUCAAAUUUAUUUUCUCAGAUAAUCAACAAACCCAAAGAAAAAAAAGAAGAAAUCUUGUCAGAGGAUGAAAAGUGGAAGCGAUCGGUAAGGAAAUCUUUAUUUAUUUAUUAAACUUUGCCAUCCAACAAUAGUUUCUUGUGCGUUGACCUCCUUGACUUAACCCAUUGCAGGCCUGCAAAUUAGUACCGGUCAUCGGACAUUGUCCGGCCAAAUUUUAUCUUUUGUCCGAUCAAAGCUUCUCAUGACCGGACAUGUGACCGAACGAUUCAGGCUGGUCAAGUUCCCAUUCUCAAAAAAUUGUUUGUUUAACACAUUUUUUAUUAAUGGUCGGACAGAAUGAAUAUAGAUAGAUGGUGAUUGCUAGAUAGUAUACUUCAAAAUAAGGUUUCCGUUUUUAUGACGUAGAAAAAACUAUCCUAACGCAAAACUAAACCCUAACCCCAAUACUAAACCUAACCCCAACCUAACCCUAACCUAAACCCCAGCCUAACCCUAUCUUAUUUUAAAAAUAGAAUAAAAACGGAAAUCUUAUUUUGAAGUAUACUAUCUAGCAAUUGCCAUAGAUAGAUAGAUUGUUUAUUAAAAUCAAAUUACAUAGCAGCCCAAUGGCCGAAUUGCGUAAUUUACAAGGUUGGAGAGAUUAUGUUAAUUCACUUACAAAGAUAAUAGAUUAAUAUUACAUUAUUGGUAAAGUUAAAAGUUAAAAACUAAUGGUAAUUUACAAUGUUGGACACAGAAGGAAUGAAUGGCUUAUUGAAGUGAUCAGUACUACAAAGAGGAUUGUUAAAACGGAGAAUGUCCAGUGGUUUCCUUUCUACGUUGGACAAUUUCAUGAAUGUUAAAACGUGAGCAGCAGUGUUUUAUCAGAUAUAAAGAUACGAGGCAAAGCCGAGUAUCUUUAGGUCUGAUAAAACACGCGCACUGCAAAUGUUUUAAAUUGCUUCAAAAACGAUCGAUCUAGUAAGUUCAUUGGCGAAGUAAUUUUCAAAAAAUACGUUGUGUAAGUCGAGAACAUCAAAGUUAAAGUUUAUGUAAAUCAAACGAAAUCUCUAUCACAUAUAAAGAUACGACAUGCUUAUGAUUUUUCUUUGUGUUUUCCUCAUGAAUUAUUAACGAGUUUUUGAAGGCGUGAUAAAUUCCAAAUAUAAAUGCAGUGCCAUACAGUGCAAAAAUUGAAAUACAGUGCAAAUUUUUUAAAUUUUCUAUUUUCAAAUUUCUUAAUUUCUUAAUUUCUAAAUGUGUUUCUCAUGCAAUUUGAAAAAAAAAACAUACGCUCCUGAGUUUUUCAAAGACUUCAAAUUGCACUCGUCCUUCGGACUUAAAAAAACUCACUCGUGCAUGUUUUUUCCAAAUUGCACUCGAAACCAUACUAUUACCUAUACAAAUAAUCCAUUAGAUUAUAUUUAGCAUCAUAUAAGAAAUUUGCUAAACCAUCCAUUAGAUUGUUUAUAGCAUUACAAAUGACCUUCUCUUCUAGCAACAAUUUAUGGAUAAAUAUGAGAAAGAAAUCAAGAAAUUUGGAAUGUUGCAUGAAUACCAUGACUCUAAAGAAUAUUUAUUACAAAACAUACAGUUGGUUUGUGAAGAUACAGCAAACUAUCUCACACUUUGGUGUGUUAACCUCGAGGUGGAAGAGGUAUGUACAGUAUUGCUGGAGCUUUGUUUCCAAUAUUUCUGAACUGUUCUCCCUAGAGAUCCAGUAAAAGUCAUCUCUGUUUGACUAUAUUUAUACUGGAUAGCUCUAUCUGUUCUAAAUUCCGUUCUUCCUAGUGGUCCAGUAAGGCUUAUCUCGUAUUAAUCCAGUGUUACUACAGGAGGAAACCUAAACUAAACUAACUUUAUCCCUGCAUACCUCUAUCAGUUCUACACUGUUCUUCCUAGAGGUCCAGGAAGGAUCAUCUCUUAUUGAUCCAGUGUUAAUACAGAAGGAAACCUAAACUAAACUAACUUAAUUGAUACUGGAUAGCUCUAUCAGUUCUAAACUGUUCUUCCUAGAGGUCCAGUAAGGAUCAUCUCGUAUUGAUCCAUUGUUAAUACAGAAGGAAACCUAAACUAAACUAAACUAAACUAACUUAAUUAAUACUGGAUAUCUCUAUCAGUUCUGAACUGUUCUCCAUAGAGGUCCAGUAAGGAUGAUCUCGUAUGAUCCAGUGUUACUACAGGAAGAAUCCUAAACAAAUUUAUUUAUACUGGAUACUAGCUCUAUCAGUUCUAAAAUGUUUUCCCUAGACGUCUAAGUACAGGUUGUGUAUUUAUGUUCCAUCUGUGUUAUUACUAUAAGAGGAACAAGAGUACCACUCAAUGUUAAAGCCUGCAGAUCUCUUCGCUUUGCAGAAACAUGACUUGAUGAAAAGGGUUGCUCAUCAAACUAUCAUCAUGCAGUAUUUACUGGAAUUGAGUAAAACACUUGACGCAAGUCCACCCCAGACUGUCACCGUCUUUUUUACCAGGUAAAACCCCGUUACUGCGUUCUGGCAUUGGUGGGUUGAAUAUUAAAUCUCACCUGUACGUCAAUUCUAUUUAUUUGCCUUGAAAUACACACCUAACAACGCACAAGUUGUAACAAACCUGCAGCAGACUUGUAGCAAUGCUGUUCCAACAACGUGUCAACAGGAUGUGUUCGCACUGCUUGUUCCCAGCUUGCUACAAGGUUGUUGAGCUCAACAGACUUGUUAUACGAGUCGUUCCAACAACUUGUUAUCGUCCUGCAAUUCGGCAAGUUGUCAACAAGUUGUCAGUGACAACCUUGUAGCAACUAGAUAAAAUAACAGCAUUGUUACAGUAUAACUUGUUGACAAGCUUGCUACAAGCCUGUUGCGAACACAUCUUGUUGACAAGUUAAAAACAAGUUGUUACAAAUCUGUUCACAAGCUGUCAACAAGUUGUGUUCGCACUGCUUGUUCCCAGUUGUUGUAACAAGUUUGGAACAAGCUGUUAACAACUUGUAACAAGCUUGAUGGCAUUAUGAGUCUUGUAGCAAAGUUGUUCUAACAAGUCUGAUACAGUGUUGAUAUAACAAGAAUGUUUAAAGGUUGAUGACACAAGGUUGUAACAAUAUUGUUAUGUAAUGACUGUAUUGGACUUGUUGGAACAACCUUGCAACAAGUCUGAUAAUAUCAACAAGGUUGUUACAAGUUGUUAACAGUUUGUUCACAACUUAGGACAAGCAGUGCAAAGACAACUUUUUGACAACUUGUUGGCAGACUUGCUACACACGUAAAGCGCACAAGUUGUUACAGGUCUGCAAACAAGUUGUUACAAAUCUGUUAUAAGCUGUCGACAAGUUGUGAUCACACUGCUUGUUCCCAGUUGUUGUAACAAGUUUGAAACAAGCUGUUAACAACUUUUAACAAGCUAUUAUCAGACUUGUUACAAGGUUGUUCCAACAAGCCUCAUACAGUUGUGAUAUAACAAGAAUGUUACAAGGUUGACGACACAAGGUUGUAACAAUAUUGUUAUAUCAGACUUGUUGGAACAACCUUGCAACAAGUCUGUUGUUACAACUGUUAACAAGUUGUUCUGUACUUGUUGACAACUUGUAACAAGCAGUGCGAACACAACUUGUUGACGCCUUGUUGGCAGACUUGCUACAAGAUGUGAGAUUUGUGUGUGUGGUGUUGAAUCGGAAGCGAACUGUUCUAUUGAACAGUGGGUACAACUUACUGGCCAUAAUAAAGUUGUCUAUUAAGUAUUUUUUCCAAUGUAGGAUGGCAAAGGCAAAGACAGAUUUUACAGAUUACAUUCAGGCAUUUGAAGAUGAAAUGGCUUCAUUUAUCAAGAGAGUUGAGAACAGAGCGAAAGAAAGAAUUCAGAAAGCCAUUGAAGAUGCCGAGGAGGUACACCCUAAAUACAUUCCAUCUCAAAUUUGUUUCCUCGAAAGCUUGGGCUUCUCUUUUAGAACGAAAAAGAACAGAUUCAGCCUUGCUCAUUGUACACACGGAAAAGUCUCACAUUUGUAGCAAGUCUGUCAACAAGCCAUCAACAAGUUGUCUUUGCACUGCUUGUCCCAAGUUGUCAACAAGUUUGGAACAAGCUGUUUUAAACAACUUGUAACAACCUUGUUGCAAGGUUGUUCCAACAAGUCAGAUGCAGUCAUGAUAUAACAAUAUUGUUACAGCCUUGUGUCGUCAACCUUGUAACAAUAUUGUUAUAUCAUGACUGUAUUGGACUUGUUAGAACGUUGCAACAAGCCUGAUAAUAUCAACAAGGUUGUUACAACUUGGGACAAGCAGUGCGAACACAACUUGUUGGCAGACUUGCUACAAGAUGUGAGAUUUUUGCUUGUGUAAGCGAGUUGUGUGCUUGAUUUACACAGUACAACCAUAGAUUAAAUAUGGACGGAUGUAUAACUUCAGUAGAAAAGUUGUCCCAUGGUCGCCAUCUUCCUAUAGCAAGUGUCGCUCGCGUGAUUAUUCGUCAUUUGGUAACACGUCAUUGCUUUCAAAAAUGCUUUCAACACCUUUUCUACAACUUUAGUUGCUUUCAACAACUUUAAACAUUCAACAAAUGAUGCUCUUGAUUGUUUAAUCCAUAAAUUUCGAUCCAAAAAAGCCGCAAUAAAAUGCAAAAGUUCGUGUUUUUCAGGACGCCAUUUUGCCAGCAAGUGUCAUGGCGUGAGCAUGACGUGGAGAUCUGGGGAAAUUUGAGGACACAAAGUCCUAUUAAGUUACACAUUAAGUUGCACUGGUACAGGGAUGGAUCCAGCAUGAUCUGGUAGUGGGGUGCUCUGCCAGCUGUGGUGCUGAGUUGUGUCGGUCAUGUGUGCCGCCCGCCCAUCAACUUGCUUCACUACUGCAAAGUCUUGCUUGACUACUGCAUUUGAAUUGUAAUUGUUGUUCACAGUUCGCUUAUCAUCAUGUUAUUACUCAAAUUACUGCAUCUCAUUUUGCCUCCAAUAAUUUUUUGCUUUAUCAUGAAAAAUAGCACCCCCCCCCUGCACCCCCUCUGGCCAGGGCUAGGGGGGUGCACACCCCCUCCCCCCGGUAAAUCCAUCCCUGGAAUAAUAUGAAACUGGUUUUUCGUAUUUCUGAGGAUGGUUCUGAAAUACCCUUCCACCAACAAUACUUUUGGAUGAUCUUAAAUGAUUGGAGGACGGAGGUUUGCUUCUGUUAUUUGUAGUUGCAUGUUCUUCAAAUGCUUUUUACGUGCCUUUUUUAGGAGGCAUUCACUGCUAAUGGAUUAAGUAAAUUUUGGAAUGAACUUGUAAAAGAUGGUGAAGUUGCAAAUAACAGUUUGAAAUCAUUGAACAUUGGAAAUGAAGAAGAAGAUAGAGUUAAAGACGAGUGUAACGAGAAAACAAAAUCAAAUAUAUGUGAAGCAAGUGAUGGCACGAGCUGCGCUUGUUCUGGACAGAAACUUCAUAGCACAUGGGAGGACGAAGGAAAACACUGCAGAGAUUCUGAUGAAAUCAUUGAUUCCUGGACAUGGGGAGAGCAGCCGACAAUCUCAGAACUUACCGAAGCUGUUCACUCUCUAAUGGCAGAACAGUUAGAACUGAUAAGUGAAGCAUCAAAGUCAACACCAUCAUCUGUACGGUUGCAUCGAAGAUUACUUGUACUUGAGAGAUACUACAUUGCAUAUAUAUCAGGUUCUAAUGCUUCGUUUGGAUUUGGUUCUGCACAUAAAGAUGAUAAAAAGAAUACAGAUAGGAAGGAGAAGAAUUCCAUGUGAGUAAUACAUUUUUUUUUCAAGUCAAAUAACAAGGACAUGGAAUAGUAGAAAGGUUUCAAGAGACCUCAUUUUGUUGUCUAGGACAACUGAGAAAAUCAAAGCAUGUGAUCCACUCAGUCGGCUACAUUAAUACCGAAUUGUUGGGAGUGAAUCAAAUGGGAGCCAUUAUCUCCCUAUUAAUUUUGCAUUAUAGGAAUCUGAGUUUAUUCCGCCUUUUCAUUGGUUGUUAGCCUCAUCUACUGUGUUAAUGCACAUGUGAUGCCAUUUCUGUGAAGUAUAAAUGUCUUUAACAGCUGCGUGUCUCUCAUACAUGUAAGCAUCGCGAACCAAUGAUGUACUUUGUUUUGUAUAGGUCAUGGAACAUGUAAGAUGCUAUAAUUUAAAUAUCUUUCUAACCAGCUUCAUCUUGCCCCAGAAGCUUGUGGGUCAAUGUUCUUACCAUGUUAUAUGACGUCCACUUUGUUUCUCUAACUGAACAGAUAACUGCACAUAAAAUUAUUAAUAAUAGGUCAAAUAUGACAAAAGUAUUUGUGAUGGCUUAUUACCAUAGAAAUAAUAGAUAUAGAAUGCGUACUUGAUCACGAAUCAUGUCUCCACUUUUUUCAUGCGUGCCCUUAUAAAUCCGCCAUGUUUGAAUUUGACUAGAAGUGCAAACUACAAAGUAUAAACAAAGCUAAAACUACGUUUUCAUCGUCAAAACGCUUAUCUUGUUGUCUUAUUUGUAGUUUGGGGAUAGAUUUUGAGUUUUUUGAAGGCACAAACUGUCAAAGCAAAUGUUCAGGUACAAAAACGGUGAAAAUCGUGCAGCCUUGUAAACAAAGUAUUUUCGCCCGUUUCUCGAAAUUUACUCAUAAAACAUUUUUGCAUGCUUUGAACGUCACUACUGUCACUGUUUUGCUAAUAUCUUAUAAGAUUACAAAAUGAUAGUUCUUUCUUCGUCGGGUUUCGUUUUUCUUUGAUGUAAACGAAGGUUUUUUAUUUUUUUGAAACAAAAAUAUUUAGUUGUCGAUAGACUGUAUUAAAAUCUAAAUAAUCGUCGAAAACUAUGGUUUCAAAAGCGUUGCCUCAAGCUCAAGCAACACAGAAAAAUAUGAAAAGGAAUUGUGUAAGUUUAAAAACAUUACUGAACUUCAUUUAUAAUAUAUUAUAUUACAAAAAAGUUGAAAUAUUUAUAGAACAUACCUAUUGAGUUUCAGUUUGUCUUGAUCUUUCGGGUUUUGUUUUGGCUUGCACAACAACGUUGAAAAUUUAUUUUUAAACGAUGAUUUCUGUAUAUAUUCUGUUCAGAACUGUUGCUUUUCGUAAAAAAGCCCACUAGAAUGGGUUUUUAGACACUUUUUUCCACUUUUUUUUCCAUUUUAAGUCUCGAUAUAAAUUUUUUUGCAAACUUUGCAUUUGAAAAAACAGUUUGCCCUCUCUGCAACCGCGCGAAAUUCCCACUGAAAUUCUCUGCCGCCUGGGAGUCUGGGAACCAAAAUGCCCUUAUAAAUCCGCCAUUUUGUGGAGACAAAUUUUUCACUGAGAAAAGAUAGGAGUACGCAUUCUAUAUCUAUUAUUUCUAUGCUUAUUACCUAUGUGUACAAUGCCCUGGACAUCUAUUUUAACAAGUAAAUGUACAUACACUGAAAUUUGUAUUUCACCUAGCACUACAGCAAAAUCCAUACCAUAAGAGAAAAAUCAGUUCGCUUGUAAUCGACAUAAAGUGCAUGUGAAACACAUGUCUGCAGGAGUUUUGUGUUUGUUCCUGUAUGUUAUACAGUUAUAGUGUACUAAUUUGACAGACACUGUAUUAUAAUGUAGUCACUUUUUUUCUGCAUGCAUGUAACUUGAAAUUUGUAUAUAUAUGUAAUGCUUUAAAAAUAUUUGCAGCCUAUACAUACAUAUGCUCGCAUUUCGUUAGCAUGCUGUAUAGACCAGCCGGCUUAAAGUACGGCUUAGCCAAUAUUAAGAUUUACAAUUUUUUUACAAGCUUGCAUGCAAUCUAGAGCUUCGUGUUUACUGGAUAAUGUGAUGGUGGUGGUGAUGAUGGUGGUGGCAUAUAAAUAUGAGUAAUCAUGCUUUGAAUAGGGAUGACGGUGCCUAUUUCCCAGAGGAAUUCAUGCAUCUCAUUGGCAGGCGACGUCAUCCCUUGGGUAUUUAAGAAGCCACGUUUGUAACUUUAGAUCGCCCCUGACACAGAUGAGGUAAAUACCUCAUAUUUACCAAAUAUUUACCUCAUCUGUGCCCCAGAUGAAGACACUAGACUGGAGUGUCGAAACGUUGGGUCUUGAUUACAAUUCGACUGGGCUUUGUAAUCAUUUAUUUAAACCAGAGUAGCGAGCGAAACAUGAUUGAUAUACUUGGUUGCAGUGAACGAACAAACUUUAAAACUUGUAAUUAUUUUCAGAACUGCGCGCAGACGACAGACGACAUCAUCAACAGUUGGUCUUGCACAUAUCGGUGCACGUGCCGCAUUUUCCUUUGCCUGUGCAUUUUUACGUCGUGCCUGGAAGUCAGGCGAAGAUGCUGAUUUAUGUCGUGAGUUUCUUCAAGAGGCUCAUGAAGCAUUGCAAGGUCUACCAGAAUGUUUAUUAUUCAAUGAAGAAACUGUUUCACCAGUCUGGAUUGAUACUGUAGAACGAGUGUCGAUGUUUCUUAAAGCAGUCGUAUCAGGGUAAGUAAAAACCUAACUUCCUAACUUCACUAAGGGCCUUGGCUCGUCGAAGUCCUGCUUUUAUUUUUCAUGUAGUUGUAUAAUCUGUCGCAUUCCGCACCUUUCUAAGUAAAAACCUGCCCACACCCAGCCCGCAAAAUGCAAGCCCUCUUCUCGCUCUUCAACAUUGAGCUAUAUAUAUUUACAUAGUACAUACAUAAUAUGAAAUGCUUUAAUAUACAGUACGUUCGUCACUCACUUCACUUGCUUUCCAGUUGGACCCGGGGUGGGCUCCCUGUAUUCUUCGCGAUGAAUUUUGUCGCUAACCUGCUAUAUAUUAGUUUUUUUACAGCGCGAAAAACUUUUCCUACUGUAGUACUAAGUAUAGAUAACGAGGUUUAAAUGUAUAAUCUUUCGCGCGAGUGAAUUGACGAUAUGGAACUCAGAAGUGUGACUGAUAGAUUUCCAUUCAUUCAUUCAUUCAUUCAUUCAUUUAUUUUCACGUGUUUGAUUUUGCCUGUCAUACAAAUAUCACAGUAGCAUACAUCCACAGAGCAAAUUCCCAACACUCAGAUUAUCAAAACGUAAAGUCCCUCAGAGUUAUUUAGUAAAGGUUCAUUUCCACUCAGGAAAAUAUUCCACCGAAAGAAAAUUUUGUUAAUUGUGAUUGGCCGACACAAAUUUUCCGUCGGUAAAAAAUUUUGAAGUUGAAAAUUUUCAACUUUUAAGGCCCAUUUCCACUCAAGAAAAAUUUCCACGGACAGAAAAUUUUCCGAAAAUAUCAUUGUUAAGGUGGCUCCCUACAGUUCUCUAAAAUUCUAGGUAUUUUGAGUAACGUUCGCUUUGAACCGAAUUUAUAUUAGAUACACUUAAGACAAGGCAAUAUGAUCAUUUCCAGGAAAGUUCAGAAGCUGUGUGCUGUCCAUUUAUGAACAAAUUAGAACAGUGUUCGUGUUGCCAUGGCAACCAUGAUGUUUAAUCUUUUGCACUUUUAUUGUCUAAUUUCACAAUAAAUUGACAAUAUCUAUAUUUUCCUUCGGUGAAGUUUUCUGAAAUUUUUUUUGAAGAUUUAUGGCCCAUAAAGGAAAAACAUAUCAAAAUUUGAAGGGAAUUUACAAAUAAGUUUUCGAGAUAUUCGUGAAUGACGGUUACAGAAAAAGUUAUUUGUAGAAUUUCUUAAAAUUUGGAUAUUUUGUACUACUCGUCUUGUAUAACAAAAAUACAAAGUUAAAAAAAAUUUCACCGAAGAAAACACGAGAAAAUCAUCGCUAAAAUCGGCGUGGCCAGCAUGAAAAAAAAUCGACUCGACAUGAGCACGAUCUGCGCAUGCGUGUAAAUUGUAGCGUGUGAUUUAUUGUGAUUUCAACUUUUUGGCUUACAAUACAUACGAAAACAGAUAUUUCUGACUUGUUUGACAUGAAAAUAAAAUAUUAAUCUUGAAAAUACUAAUAAAAAAACACUAUUAUAGGCAUUGUAUUAAAUCCAGUGUUAGUUUACAUUUGUUUUUGUUGUUAAAAUCGGUGUGAAAACUUUUCAAAACAUCGAACUACAAGUUUAACUUUUCAUAUAAAACAACUCAUAACUGUUUUAUUUGAUUUAGCAGAUAAAACGAUACCUGUGAAUUGAAUUGAUUGACAGAACUUACAUAAGUUUCGGUGACAGUUCACUACUCUUCAAGAGUUAUAGAAGGCAGUAUCGUUUCAGUUUGACAGUUCGCAACACAACAAGUUGAAAAUUUUGAGCAAUAUGAAAGACAAUACUGAACGUAAAUACGUAAAAACACACUAAAAGAUUGGCUAAACUAUUUAAUAACAUACGUACUGUUCGAAUUCACAAAAAAAUUAGGAUUAUAAUGAAAAACUGGAGCUUUCUUUGUAAAAAGAAACGCCAAAAAACUUCCCGCGGCUUGUUUCAAUAUUUUUGCCGAACAGUAAACACGACGAUUCCACGCGCAGGUCGCGAGGAUGAAGUCUGAUCUAUAUAAAUGUAUUUAAACUGUACUAACUGUAGGGAUCCACCUUAAAAGUUGAAAAUUUCUUUUCCGACGGAAAAUUUGUGUCAGCCAAUCACAUUUUACAAAAUUUUCUUUCUGCGGAAAUGGGCCUUUAACAAUGAUAUUUUCGGAAAUUUUUCUGUCCGUGGAAAUUUUUCUUGAGCGGAAAUGGGCCUUAAGAAAGCUUCGGAUUGAUAAGAAUGCAACUACCUGAAAAAUACAAGGGGAACUUCGACGAGAAAAAUACAAGGGGAACUUCGCGAAGGUCCUUCGUCGCAACCUUUUAGUAGCCAACUAAGUUCCCGACGAAGGAUCUUCCACGAAGAGCACUCGCUCGAAACGUCAAAGUUCUCCUUGUAUUUGUCACAGGGUGUCCACUGGCCUUGAAAAUCCUGGAAAGUCCUUGAAUUGGAAAAAAAUUCCAGGACUGGAAAGUCCUUGAAAAUCAGUAGAAGUCCUUGAAAGUCCUGGAAUUAAUUUCCUUAACCUCCAGCUGUGCCAACAUUGCUGAUUUUGAUUAAAAUUACUGAAUGAAGUGAAUUAUAAGCAAAUCCGUGCCAUUUUCAAAGAUUUUCCCAGUUCCAGGUCCUUGAAUUUACUGAAAAAGGGCUUUGAAAGUCCUGGAAAAGUCCUUGAAUUUCACGAAGCUUUCUUAUUAUUGGCACUACCCACACACUGGCACAGGCGUAUUUCAAGGGUUAUUUAUUAUUUUCCAGAGGAAAUAAUGAAGGUGGAAUUCUGUACAGAACUUUGGAUAAUGUACCCGUAAUGGAUCAACACUUGGCCUUGGGUAUAUUUCUGGAACUAGCUUUCCAACGAGGAUCUUUAAGUCACAUCUUAGAAUCAGUCUUGUUGUUACUUCGUUUGUGGGAUCGUGGUCAAGAUAAUGAGAAGAACUUGGCAUGUACUACUGCACCAUUGAAUCCAUUAUUAAAACGCCUGGAACAACUUUCUGAAUCUAAAUGCAAACUAGCAGUUCCAAGAAUACCUGAAGAGGUGUGUAAUUUCUUAUUGUGUUUUUCUUAUAGACCUGGUUCAUAUAUCACGUGACUGUCUACACCGAUAAAUCGAGCCAAACACCGUAAUACAAACUAAAUAAAUGUUCUUUUUUCUCAACAUCUUUAACAGAAAAAAAAAUUUAGCAUGCAGAAGGUUCUUUUCAUAUCAUAUGUACAUUUUAGAACGACAGGCUGUCAUACGAGUAUACUGUAAUACUGUAUAUAGUGUAGACAGUCCAGGCCUGGAAUUUCCCUAAAACUUCUCCGCGGCAAUAACGUCAAAAAUUGCCAUUGAAUGCAGCGGCUCUCUAUGGCAAUUUUCGCCAAUUCUGCGGCAUUUGUUAUGCCAUAUUGCAUAUGCAUUGUGGGCGCCAUGCAGACAUUGUGGAGACAAAAUUUCUGCAGACAUCUAAUGAUACCAAUGAAUUCAAUUUACACUACGGCAAAAAUCUGCCGUCGUUGUCCACAGUGAUCCACGGCAUUUUCUUCUCCAACUACGGUGAUACCUACAUGCCGCGAUAAAAUUCCAACCCAGGACACUAUAACAUGUCAAAUGUCGGCAGAUCAUGUUUUUUUCUCGCUUUUUGAACAUUCUUGGACCAAUUAUCUUCAAGUUGUCAUCUGUGCUCUAUAGUUGCAUAUCGUGAGUCACGUUCAUAUUCGAAGAAACGUUAUAUCAUGCAGGAUUGAACAAGGUGUCCAGUACUCCAGUUUCUUUUAUUAAAAAAACCCAGCAAGUAAAAUAUUCGUUAUUACGAGUCCUCCUAAAUUAUAAGAGAUUCUUGUUUGUAUACUCUUGUUUGUAUACACCAAAUGGCAGAAAAAAAUCAUUUUUCCAGGCCGCCCGUGCAUUUGCGCGCAUAUACCUUCGUUAGUAUUCGCGACGCAUACACCUGUGAUAUGCAAUGGCACCAAUACAGUGCUUUUCCUUGUCAUAUGCAGCAUAUACAUAUAUAGUAUAUAAAUUUAAUUCAUUAAAUUUGUCGUUAUUUAGGCGUCAUCUUCAUCUGGACCGGCAAUCAGUCCAACUGAAUGUUUUCUACGUUAUGCAACGUUACCUGAAGAUGAUAUAGAAUUACUGGAUGUUCAACAAGUUGCUGUGACAAUACUUUCCUAUCUUGAUCGCUUCUCCACUUCUUAUUCACCUGCUCAAAAUCUUGGCAAGGUGAGCCAUUAUAUAACUCAUUGUAUAUAUGUAGGUAAACGUUCUUAUAGCAAUUUAAAGAUGGCGACUAAAGACUCUUCCACUUAUCGGAUAGCCUGCAUGUCAGGCUCUAUGCUUGAAAUACAGUAGUCUCUGAAAUACAGUUAGCCCUGCGUGGUCCAAACUUGCCCGCUUCGCUUGAAGCUUGCAAAUUGCGACGGGAGGCCGGGCACCGAAGUCGAAGAAAUAUUUUUGAGCUAUGUUUCAUAUUGUCAAACCCAAUUGCUCGAACGUUUUCAUAUAAUUAUCAAACCGACAAGAUUGUCGGCUGAUGAAUAAAAUUCGGCUGAUGAAUAAAAUUGUCGGCUGAUGAAUAAAAUUGAUGAAUAAAUUUUUGAUGGAAUUAUUUGAUGAAUUUACGUCUUGAGUACGACUCUUAUUAAUUACAUAUGGUCGAUAAAUAUUGCAAAAUGUAUUCGGAAAAAUUGAAAUUUUCUACUUUAUUUAAGCAUGCAUAAGACCUUCUCACCAAUGAUUGCAGUUAGCUUCAGGUACUUGCAGGUAGCGCCGCUACCUAGGAUCCCAACAUUUGACAGGCAUGACGCAGGGUACUUAUCGCAAAAACCAACUCGCAAGCUCGCUGCGAGUACUUGCAUCUAAAUAAAUGCGAGUACUUGCAUCUAAAUGAAAAUAAACUGUCGAGCAUUGUGAUUGGAUGCAAGUACUCGCAGCAAUUUACGAUGAGUACGAGCCUUAGCGAAGAGAAGAACUUAAUUCUAUAAAAUAUGACCCACGAGCCUGAUUUUUCUGUUGAAACGUCUUUCCAAUCUGAGGACGAUUUUUCAAUGUCAUAGAAAUGGAGUGAAAAGUUUUUCUUCUGUUUGCCACACUGCAAAAACAAGAUACCACAUAUAUCACGAAAAAAUAGAUACUACUACUUGUAUCUGCCGCGUAAAAACCUCCCGCUGUCGUUUAAUAGUCAUUGACAGUCGAAUCGCGACCGUACAUCGCCGUAAUCUUAACAUCGUACUGUAUAUAAUGCACCGCUUCCCUGUAUAGAUAUUUAAUAUUUAAAACAGGGUUCGUAGUUCGUACAAAACUUGAAAGUCCUUGAAUGUCCUUGAAUUUGAAAACAAAAAUUCAAGGCCUUGAAUUUGUAAAGAAGUACUUGAAAGUCCUUAAAUUUUUCUUGCUUUAGUUUUUGGAUAUUUUCUGAAAUUGUUUACAUUCAAAACGGGCAUUUUGUUGAAUUGAUUUUGCAUGUUAAAAAAUUCAACGUCAGAUUUUAGUGAUUUCUAACCCCUUCUCUUCAGUAUUUAGUCCUUGAAUUUGCUGAUACAUGGCCUUGAAUGUCCUUGAAAAGUCCUUGAAUUUCACUCUUCCUCACAUGUACAAACCCUGUUAAAAGUUUCAACAAGAUUUGAUUCAAUUCGUGAUGGUUUUCAUUUUGUAUUUCCUCAUGUCUCUUUUGCUUUCCGAGUAUAUCGUGAUGUAUACAGUAGUGGUAAUAAAUUCGAUGGUUUUAGCUAAGUCGAUCCUUUUCUCUUCCAGUACCUUUGACUUUGGAUCAAAAUAUUUUUUGUAGUCCAGCUUCGCGUAUUUCGUCAUUCGUUCUUCUUGUUUUUUCAAGUCAUGCCUAUAGAAAAGGAAAAUUUUCGUCUUGGCAAAUAUAAAUUUCAGUUUGGAUCUUCAGUGCUGUACAUGCAAGUAGUUGGAAAAGCCUGGAAUCUCUGGGCCAGUGGAUUUCGGGAACCUGACUUGCCCCAAGAAAAUCUAAAGUUUCUUAGAACUGAGGAACAAUUUACUAUUGAACUGAGGAACAAUUUACUAUUUCCUCAACUGAGGAACAAUUUACUAUUUUAGUGAUUUUACAUCACAUAAUUUGUGACUUGUGAGGAUGAGAAUUCGGAAAAUAUCAUAUAAUACACACUGGGGAGAAUAUUUGUGCAGAAGAAUUGAAUAUCAGCAUUGAAGCAUUGAUAUUUCAUAAUUAAUAUUUGAUAUCGGAUCGUCAACAGUAAUCACUAUUGACUAUUCAACAGUGAUGUGUUGACUUUUUUCAGUUUGUAUAAUUUAAUCCUUGUAAUAAUCAUUCUUAAUUUCUUAUAUAAUUUUUUGCUUACAACUUGCAAGAUGAUUUUUCAGUUUGCUCACGAAAAAUUUUGUCUUGACCCAAUACACCUAUAGGAGGCUUUUCUACAGGCAUGUUUCAAGUACAACUUUCAAUUGAUCUUGCAAGAUUAGUCUCCCCCCACCAUGAGCAAACGAACAGAGACUGCUAACAAACCAUUUUCUCGUUGGUUUUCUCUUUAAUUUUCUCAUUGAUUCUGUCCUAUAGAUACAGUCAAAUGGUUCACAAAACGUAUAUAGUUGGGGAUUUGUUGGUGUUUCAAACAGUGGCUAUAGUACGACACCUGUUCAUUCUCAGGCAUUGAGUGAACUUGAUAUGAAACAAAUCAGUUGUGGUGAAAGAUCGUUCGUUUUGCUCACACAUGAUGGAAAGAUUUACUCUCAUCUGUACAACGCAGAAAAACAGGUAAUAAAUGUACACCCUGUUGAUAAUUAUGACACAAUGCACGCUGCCAGAGCGACUCUUGUUUUGACAACGUUGUUCACUGUUGAUAGAAUUAUGAUUUUAACUUCUGCGCAGAGGUGGAAAUUUUUUGUGGGAACCCGGGUUUAUAGGGCUCAAAAAUUUCUGCAAAAGAUUGCCAUAAAUAGGGAAAAAUAACAAAAUUGUCUUAAAGUGUUGUCGUGUGAAGCAAUAUGUGUUCAAGACUGAUAAGGCAUACAAGAUAAAUCCAGAAAUAGUCAUGGUAUAGUUAAAGUCUUACAGGAUUAAAAACAAAUUUCCUGCUGCAGGUUAUAUGAACAUUUUUUAUGAAACUUUUCUGCUGUAAUUUACGUAUCGAGAUGGUAGAUAUUAGGUGUUUAAUCACAUUGCAAUAAUUAUAGGUAUCUAGUAAUUUACAUAUUCUAACAAUCUAAUUUUCAGAAUUAGCUAUCAAACAUACAAAAAAUGUCUGAAAAUUUCUGCAAAAAUGUAGACCCCCAAAAAUUCUGGGAACUAGAUUCUCAGGUUCCAAUAUUUUUCCACCUCUUCGGGUCUUCCUAUGUGGUUUAGUCAUCACAUACUGGGUCCACCUGCAUAAGAUGACAAUGUGUCAAAGUUGAAUACCAACUAACGGCUACUAAAACCCACCAAUCAUUUAUAUUCUCGACCAGGUUCCUGUAUUACUUGAAUCUCUUGCGGGUAAAGCUGAUAUUGUAAAGCUAGCAUCUCAUCCUGAUGCUCGACAUUAUCUGGCUUUAAGUAAAGAUGGAAUGGUCUAUAGUUGGGGAUCAGGAGAAGUUGGAGCACUUGGGCUUGGAGAUACUAU